Cooperia oncophora is the source of this 357-nucleotide messenger RNA. The record is from the annotation of a GenBank genome assembly. NCBI's taxonomy places the organism in Eukaryota, Metazoa, Nematoda, Chromadorea, Rhabditida, Trichostrongylidae.
AUGACGAAGGCAAUCGGCUACCCCCGGAUUCUUUCACUCGAAAACUUCCGCACGCCGAACUUCCGCCUUGUCGCUGAACUAUUGGAAUGGAUCGUAAAACGCUUCGACCCAAGUGCAACGAUUAGUGCUGAGCAUACAACAACGGAGCAGGAGCGAGUAUUAUUUAUCAAGCAAGCCGUAUUGCUUCUUCUACAAAACUCCAGACUCAGACUGAACCCACGACGCCUCUAUCAGGUGCGUUUAGAUUAUGUCCAGAACUACAAUGACUUUCCUUUCCUUUUUUCUGUCGUUUUUUCAAAAUGUUCAUUUCGGAAAAGGCUACGAUCUAGUGAGAUGGGAAUUCACGAGGAAAAAUAA